Capsella rubella is the source of this 1642-nucleotide messenger RNA. RefSeq names its product protein MARD1. The record is from RefSeq and is a predicted model, not a curated record. The transcript has 3 exons. NCBI's taxonomy places the organism in Eukaryota, Viridiplantae, Streptophyta, Magnoliopsida, Brassicales, Brassicaceae. Bases 600 to 1391 code for a protein of 263 amino acids.
ACAGGAGCUUGUAAGUAAGUAAGUAAGAAAGUGGGUGAGUGUGUCUCUUUAGUGCUCCUCACUGCUGCUGCUCUGUUUUAAUUUCUCUGCUCUAUGAAACUUCAUGGCGAAUUUUGAGGAUCACACACUACUAACAAUCACAAACUUCUGUUUUAUUAUUUUCUUCUUUUCUCAGUUCAUCGAAACUAUAACCCACUACUAACAAUCACACACACCCACAAACUUAAAAAUAUAUUAGAAAAAGCAAAAAAAAAACAAAACAAAACGGAUCAAUUCUUUUGCUUUUGUUUUCUUCUUCCUUCUUCUUUCUCCAAUCUCUCUCUAUUGUAACGUUUCAUGUUGUUACUUACACACUUGAGAAAGUGCGAUAAACUCGGGAGUUAUAAAACAAGAUAAAUUAUAUAUAUACAAAAAUCUCUCUUUCUUUUCAGUUACUUUGUUCUGAUUUGGUUUCUCCUUUUUUUCUCUACUUUUUCUCUCUUUGUGUGACACUUUCAUUUCUCAAAAUCAUGGAGGCAACAGAGUUGCAUUAAGCUUCAUUUUUCUCUGAAGAAAGCUUACACAAUCUUGAAACUUCUCUUCUGAUCUUUGAGUGAAUUAUGCUAAAGAAGAGAUCAAGAAGCAAGCAAGCUUUAAUGGCGGAUACGAACCAGAAACAGAGCAAACCGACGCCGUUUCCAAGGCUCUUCACAGCUUUCAGUAGCUUCAAAAGCUUCACUGAGAACGACGCCGUCGCUAGCCCGACUUCGAUCCUCGACACCAAACCUUUCUCCGUUUUGAAAAACCCAUUCGGAUCCGAUAACCCGAAAACCCAAGAACCCGAAACCCGUCUCAAACCCGAGCCCAGAAGAAUCGGACUCGCCAUCGUCGACUCUCUCAUCCAAGACGAAAACCUUGAACCCGGAUCCGGUACAAUCCUAUUCGGGUCACAACUUCGGAUCCGGGUCCCGGAUUCUCCACGCUCAUCGUCCGAUUUCGGGAUCAAAACGAGGAACUCUCAGCCGGAGACGACGACGACGAAGAUACCAACUCCCGGGUCGGGUCUCGGGUCACCCCGGAUAAUCUCCGGCUACUUCUCGGCCAGCGAUAUGGAGCUAUCGGAGGAUUACACAUGCGUGACGUGUCACGGGCCAAACCCCAGAACAAUUCAUAUAUUCGAUAACUGUAUCGUGGAGAGCCAACCGGGCGUGGUGUUCUUCCGAAGCUCCGACCCGGUAAACGAAUCGGAUUCGGAUAGUUUCCCACCCGACAGCUUUCUCAGUAGUUGCUGUAACUGUAAGAAGAGUCUUGGACCUCGUGAUGACAUUUUCAUGUACAGGGGAGAUAGAGCUUUCUGUAGCAGUGAGUGCAGGGAAUUGGAGAUGAUGACAGAAGAAAAUGAUAUUAAAUGAAUGUUUUUAUUUGAGAGAGAUAUAUAAUAAUUAAUUUUAAAAAAAAAGUUAUGAUAAUGAUGACUAUAAUUAAUAAAAUGUUUAGAUAUGAUAUGAUGAAUUUUGUUUAGUUGCUUUUUUUUUAUUUUGGGUUCGGAGAAGAGAGUAUGGUAUUUGUAUUUAUGUGUAUUAUGUGUUUACUUGCAUAAUCAUAUACAUCUUUUACUUUAAUGAUUUACUUUAAUAAAAUUAGAGAUUACCCAUUACUCUAA